Messenger RNA from Halichondria panicea, 2968 nucleotides. RefSeq lists its product as uncharacterized. The record is from RefSeq and is a predicted model, not a curated record. Gene Ontology annotation, biological process: protein phosphorylation. Gene Ontology annotation, molecular function: ATP binding; protein serine/threonine kinase activity; protein binding. The transcript is spliced from 2 exons. Bases 351 to 2867 code for a protein of 838 amino acids. NCBI's taxonomy places the organism in Eukaryota, Metazoa, Porifera, Demospongiae, Suberitida, Halichondriidae.
AUCAUAUUAUAUACGUGACUUAUUUGUAAUACAAGCAUUUACCUUAUAGAGAUGUAUGUAGUGAGUGCAUAUGUGGAUUCAUUGUUAAUUGUUUUGUACUCAAUGUUUGUCAUUCUGUGUCUGAUGUAUUCACAGGAGAGGCUUGUAAUUAUCCAGAUCAGUUUAAGUUUAAAGCUAUUAUAAUUAUCUUCUGUAUAGUCUUGGUCCUGUACUGUAUACUGAGUAAGUCAAAUGCUCUAGAAUCUUCUCUGGUAACAAAAGUGGUUUUGUAAUUCUCAGAGAGUGCUCGUGUAGAUGUAUGUACAUCAUCUACAAUAAUUUAUUCUUUCCCCAACUAAACAAAGUAACGAAUGACAAUGGCUGUAAAUCCACAAGCUUUCGAGCAGUUCACUCUGAGACAAAUUCGCAUCACUGAGAAUGAGUUUGGACAUGGUUCCUACGCUGUUGUCAUGGAGCUAGAGUAUCGAGGACUGAAAUGUGCCGGCAAGAAGCUUUACCGAGUUCUCUACGAGACUGGAAUCGGGCAUGCAGCACGAAGGUAUCUGGAGGAGUGUCGCCUGCUCAGUCAAACUAGGCACCCCAACAUUGUACAGUUUCUGGGAGUCUGUUUUGAGGAAGGCUCUCAGUUCCCCAUCCUAGUCAUGGAGUUCCUCCCUACCAACUUGACCAGCUGUCUCGAACGCUACGGUAUUCUCCCCGAUGAGAUCAACUUCUCCAUCCUCCAUGACGUCUCACUGGGCCUGGUCUACCUCCAUGGCCAAACACCAAUCAUUGUGCACAGAGAUCUCUCAGCCAACAAUGUCCUCUUGUCCACCAACAUGACGGCAAAGAUAUCUGAUCUUGGGGUUGCUCGAAUAUUGAACCUGACCCCCCUUCAAGUGAGUCGAAUGACGGAGACCCCUGGUACCCCAGCGUACAUGCCCCCCGAAGUGAUGGUUGCCAACCCCCACUAUGACACCAGUGUGGAUGUGUUCUCCUUUGGGAUCAUGAUGAUUCACACCUUCACAGCAGAGUGGCCACUACCAAGUAUCGGCCCCACCAGAAUCGAUCCUGCUAAUCCCAAUGGUCUGAUACCAGUGACGGAAGCUGAACGACGUGAAGAGUUUUUUCGAAAGAUUCCCCCAGACCACCCUCUGAUGGAUCUCAUCAUGCGCUGUCUCAGCAACAACUCUCAGCAAAGACCUAGAGCAGUGGAGAUAGUGGGUCGGAUGGUGGGUGUGGUAAUUGAAUACCCUCCCUCCUUUGAGAACAGAGUGGAGAUGCUCCAGCGAGUGAGUGCCCUACUGACAGAGAAGAGAGAGCUUGAGGAGGAGGUUGUGAGGAAGGACUCGGCAAUCCAGGAGAAAGCAGGAGAGAACGAGGCACUGGCGGAGGAGAAAAGACGACAAAAUGAAGAAAUUGAAAACACUGUCGAGCGUAUCCAGUUGGUGCACUCUGUGGAAAUUAAUCAGCUCAAAAUGGGUAAUGACAACCAUGUAACUGAACAUAGUGUAGAGAUAGAGGAUCUCAGAGUUGAAUUGGAGCUCAAAGAAUCAUUGGCUGCCACAAAAGAUGCACUAGUGACCUCUAAAGAUACUACCAUCGCUAGGUUAGAAACUCGAUGUAAGCAACUCACUGAAGAGGUGGAGCAACAAAUUGCCAACGUCAACUACACUCAUAACGAGCUUGUAUCUAAAGCUACGAAAAUAGCUCAACUGGAAACAGAUGUCACCAAUCUCACUGCACAAGUGGAACAGGAGCUAGUAGACAAAAACUCUAUUAUCGCUGACAAAGAUUCGACUAUUGCUCAUAAAGAUUUGACUAUCGCUGACAAAGAUUCGACUAUCGCUCACAGAGAUUCGAUGCUUGCCUCCAAGGACACUUCCCUUCAGAAGAAUAAAACCACCAUUCAGAGUUUAAACAACCAACUCACCAAAACUAGAGACUACCUGACCAGCAAACCACAGUCCCUACAGGUUCAGUUGUCCUACAGUCAGUGCUCUGAGGCUCCAGUGAAGAUGAUAGGUGGGCGAGCGAUAACCAUCAAUGGCAAGGUCUGCUAUGGUGGAGGAGACUGUUAUGACGAUGAUGACACGUACUGUGUCCACUGUUACGAUCCGCCACAAGACGUUUGGUCAACUCUGCCCAGACUUCCUGUAAAAUUUUUUGGUCUAGGGGAGGUCAAAGGUGAACUGGUAGUAGUUAGCGGUGUGGAUUCAUCCGGAUCUGCAUCCAACGUGGUACAUGUAUUUAACAAAAGAAAGAACUGGAAACAGACGAUCCCACCCAUGCCCACAGCGAGGGAGUGGCCAGCAAUCGUUAGUCUCCCAACACAUCUGGUCGUAGCAGGAGGUCGGUUGGGCUGUGGUGACUACACUGAUAAUGUUGAGAUCUACAACAUCAGCACCUCCCAGUGGAGCGAGACAAACAGACUACCGUAUGCUUGUGAAGACCAAAGAGGAAUUGUCUACAACAACACAGUGUACCUAAUGGGGGGAUCUGACGGGAUUAAUCUAAAUAAGGUGCUAGCUGCUCAAGUCGACAAGCUCAUCUCAGCAGACCGACAGGAUGAUGGGAGUACCAACAAAGCCGACUCUGUCUGGAAUACAAUAUCCAGCACACCGUUUUACGUGCCCUCCCCUGUAACGAUAUCCGACACCCUUUUUGCUGUUAGUGGAGUUGAUAGUGGUGAAGCCACUCAAAGGAUCUACGCCUACUCAUCCUCGAUGGACUCCUGGCUCUACGUUGGUGAUCUACCAUCUCCUAUAGCAGGCACUGCCACUGUGUCACUGCCUCCAACACAGUGCCUUAUGAUCGGAGGAGAAGACGAAAACACUGCGUACAAAUCAACUGUUUUUAAACUUUCGCUCAAAAACGUUAUGAGAUAAACACUUGAGUUUCUGUGUCUUAUAAAAGUAUAAUGGCUUGAGUAAACAAUACAACUGUUGUGUCUCUGUGCUGAGUAGUAGAUAUUCAUAAAUAUUUAAUG